AUGAAGUUCACUUGCCUCGCUAUUGCCGGUCUCAUUGGCUGCGCUGCUGCCUUGCCUCCAUUUGGCGCUUCUUCUACUCCAUCCAGUUCGGUUUCUGUUUCUGUCACCCCGAGCGCUUCCCCCAGCUCAUCCAGCAUCGCCUUCACUGGUCUUAGCAAGCGCUCUGAGACCCCUUCAAGCUCUGCUGCUCCCUCCAGCUCUGGUAUUGCGUCCAGCUCUGCAACACCAUCCAGUUCCUCUUUCGCAGCCCCAUGGGUCUUCCAUAGACGCCAGUUCGCGACUCCCUCCAGCUCUGCGACUCCCUCCAGCUCUGCGACUCCCUCCAGCUCUGCGACUCCAUCUAGCUCGGCCUCCGUCACUCCUAGCAGCACCCCUGCUUCUCCUUAUGCGAAGCGUCAAGUCGUCACUCCUUCCAGCUCUGCUACUCCUUCCAGCUCUGCCACCCCCUCGAGCUCUGCUACUCCUUCAAGCGCUGCGUCUGUGACUCCUACCAGCUUCGCCGUUCAGAAGCGCAAGUUCUCUGGCUCUAGCAGCUCCUCUUCCGCCUCGCCUUCGUCAUCUGCUACUCCUUCCUCCUCCGCCACUCCUUCUCCCUCUGCCUAA
Aspergillus bombycis is the source of this 603-nucleotide messenger RNA. RefSeq lists its product as uncharacterized. The coding region runs from base 1 to 603 and encodes 200 amino acids. The transcript has a single exon. Lineage: Eukaryota; Fungi; Ascomycota; Eurotiomycetes; Eurotiales; Aspergillaceae. The record is from RefSeq and is a predicted model, not a curated record.